Molecule: messenger RNA, 264 nt
Organism: Drosophila takahashii
Lineage: Eukaryota; Metazoa; Arthropoda; Insecta; Diptera; Drosophilidae
Gene: Dso2
Product: Daisho2
Source: RefSeq, a predicted model, not a curated record
AUCGAGCUAUAUAAGCGACGCUCCCACGGAUCGACAAUCAAAGUAGAACUUGAAUUCACUCUGUAAACAUGAACUGUCUGAAGAUCUGCGGCUUUUUCUUCGCUCUGAUUGCGGCUUUGACGACGGCAGAGGCUGCUACCCAAGUCAUAAAUGCUGGCGGACACACUCUGAUUCAAACCGAUCGCUCUCAGUAUAUACGCAAAAACUAAAAGUUACCAAUGGAAAUCUAAUAAAUGUCUAAGCAAAUAAAAAUUAUGUGAAAAA